UUUUUUUUUUUUUUUUUUUUUAAAAAGUUCAAUUAAGUGAAAGAAACCCACCCUAAUUAUUUGAUUUUCACUAAUUAUUUCAGAUCACAGCAACAUUUAAAAAAAAAAAAUUAAAUAAAAAAAUAUCAAAGUCCAACAGCAUCCCCUCGCCCCCAAUCUCGUAGCCCUGCUGUAUCUCUCCCAUCCUUACACCUUGUCCACCGAACUCACUCCUUCAUUUCUCUCUCCUCCCCAACAACACCCAACGCCGACCACGCGAACAACCAGCAACUGACUGUGGUGCCUCCUCUUCUCUUCCAUUUCUUGUUCAAUUAAGGUAUGCAAUUGCAUAUCUUGUCUUUAACUGGUGCUUCGAGUUGCUGUAUCUCUUCUUGCUCGCAGUUCUCAUGUUUAGAAGCAACAAUCUUGUUGCUAGAUUGUUUGAACGCCAGACUCGUGCUUCUACUCCUGGCACCAAUAUUCAUCGUGCUAGGCAGCUUUAUGAGAAUAUUGUGCCAAGUUAUACCAUAUAUGACGUUGAUUGCCCCGACUAUUCUUUUCGUAAAUUCACUGAAGAUGGUCAGUACCUGAUCAGCUUUAGUAAAAAUUACCAGGAGCUAAUUGUUUAUAGACCAUCAUGGCUAUCAUUUUCAUAUUCUGGAGAAGAGUGUGAUGCUCAUGAUCUCCCUUCGAGAGCAAACAAGUUUGACAGCUUCUUCACUCAGUUAUAUUGCGUAUCACUUGCAUCAACAGAUGAAGUUAUUUGCAAAGACUUUUUUAUUUACAAGGAAAGUAACCAAUUUGGACUCUUUGCAACUUCUACUUCACAACUUAACAAUGCUGCGUCCACAGAAGGUGCUGUACAAGGUGUUCCAUCCAUAGAAAAGAUUACAUUUCACCUACUAAGAUUGGAAGAUGGCAUUAUGUUGGACAAGAGGAUCUUUCACAAUGAUUUCAUUAACUUAACACAUAAUGUGGGUGUAUAUCUAUAUGAUGAUCUGCUCGCUGUUGUCUCACUCCGCUAUCAGAUUAUACAUAUACUCCAAGUUAGGGAAUCUGGAAAUCUUGUUGAUGUGCGUGUCAUUGGAGAAUUUUGUCGAGAAGAUGAUGAACUCUUCCUGCAUUCAAGUGCUCAAUAUGGAACAAUAAACGACAAUAAUAACCAGAGACAAGCUCUUGUGAACAACAAUGAAGGUGUUCCCAGCAGUGAGCAUUCUAUGCUAAGUGGAAUCAAACAGCGGUUACUUUCAUUCAUAUUUAGAGGGAUAUGGAAUGAAGAAGCAGAUGAAGCAAAUAAAGCAGCUUGUUUAUUCCUCUUGUCGUAUUGUAUUCAGCGGGUCCAACGGUUGAAAAAGAAAUUCUAUUUAUAUUUCCAAGUUUACGUUGACUUGAUAAUGUGGAAGGUUCAAUUCUUGGACAGACAUCACUUGUUGAUCAAAUUUGGUAGUGUCGAUGGAGGGGUCUCCCGAAAUGCUGACCACCAUCCAGCCUUCUUCGCUAUAUAUAGCAUGGAGGCUGCGGAAUUUGUAGCAUUUUACCAGAAUUCAGCAGAUGAGCUUUAUUUUUUGCUCGAGAAGUUUGCUGACCAUUUCCAUACAUCUCCAAACAAUUCAUUGCAUAUGAAAUUUAUCUCAUCUCAUUCAAAUAACCUCCACGCCUUUGAACAAUUGAUUUGCUUGAAAAAUAAGUCUGGCAGCUUUUCACAGUUUGUGAAGAAAACAUUGGGAUCUUUACCUUUCACUUGUCAGUCACAGAGUCCAUCACCCUAUUUUGAUCAGUCGCUCUUUCGGUUUGAUGAGAAGCUGAUUUCGGCUACUGAUCGGCAUAGACAAUCUACAGACCAUCCCAUUAAAUUUAUCUCAAGGAGGCAACCCAAAAUUCCAAAGUUCAAGAUUAAACCAGGCCCUGAAGCUGGGAAUUCAGAUGCUCGGGCAAAGAAGAUAUCCUCGUUCUUGUUCCAUCCUAUUCUACCUCUUGUCAUUUCCGUUCAACAAACUAUGUUCUCACAGUCUUCCGUUGUGAAUAUUCACUUUCGGAAAUGAUUAGUUCUUGUGGUUGUAUCUCUAAAUAUUCUCUUUUGGUACUGUAUAAUUUAGCAGUUAACAAUUUUGGCGGGAAAAUCGUGUCCAAGAGCUGAAUUUUGUAUCUAUGGUUCUUCCUCAAUUCUCUUUUGUGUGUUUUUGUCUGCAUAAGAAUUGACAGAACCUCUCUGAUGUAAAUGUUUUGAAAUAACUAAUCGACCAAUUAUUAUAAUAUCUAAUAUUUUAAAUCAUAAAAUAUCAAUGACUAACUAUUUUCUGUUGUGAUUUUAUUAUAUUGAAAUGCUUAUACAUAUAAAGUUGUAAUAUAUUUUUUCCAUUCCUUAAAAAAAAAAUUAAAAAAAAAUUUCUAUAUGCAUAAAAAAAGAAAGUAAAUUUUGUAUAUAACCACCCCUUAAUACAUCAUAUUUAGA
Molecule: messenger RNA, 2431 nt
Organism: Chenopodium quinoa (quinoa)
Lineage: Eukaryota; Viridiplantae; Streptophyta; Magnoliopsida; Caryophyllales; Amaranthaceae
Product: light-mediated development protein DET1-like
Exons: 11
Coding region: 387-2021 (544 amino acids)
Biological process (GO): positive regulation of proteasomal ubiquitin-dependent protein catabolic process; protein ubiquitination; carbohydrate metabolic process
Cellular component (GO): nucleus; cullin-RING ubiquitin ligase complex
Molecular function (GO): ubiquitin-like ligase-substrate adaptor activity; ubiquitin protein ligase binding
Source: RefSeq, a predicted model, not a curated record